GGGGCGCUGGUGGCAGGCAGGCAGGCAGGGCAGUCCUGGGCGGCAUUCCCAGGCGCAGGAAUCUCCCUGGCACCACUUGGUGACUCAGGGAAGAUGCCUGAGCAGGUUCCUCCUUCCUCCUCUUGAGUAGGAAGAAGAAGAGCCCGCCCUGUGGAGGGAGGGGGCCAUUCAGCGGGGCGGGCACCUGCCCAGCGGCAGACUGCCAGGAUCCGCCAAAGGCCGAGGAGGAGGAGGAGGAAGCAAGGCGGGAAUGUUUUCCUGGCAGGAGGCAAUCGAGGAUGAAGAAGCUGAAGCUCCUCCGCGGCUGAAUCGACUCCAAACCGGAAAAGGAAGUCCUGCAUGUCAUCCUGGAGCAAGGGAGGGAAUGCACUUCCUCUGAGUAAACAAGGAUGGCUUCUCCUCCCACGGCUGCAUCUCCCUCUGAACAGGAAAAUUGGCCUUGCGCAGCCACUGAUUAUUAUAGGAACUGGCUAAUUGCACCCGAGUAGUUAUACAGGGCUCAGCUGUGGGUGCCUCACACCACUUCACACCCAGCUCAGCCGGCAGCAGCAGCAGAGCUGUGAGGAAGCCCAGCCGUGCUUGAGAGGAAGACACCGAGAUGGCCGCCCUGACCCCAACACACAUCAGCUGGCAGGUGCCAGACAACACACAGGCACACCGGACCAGCCGCUUUGCCUGCACGGAGCUGGUGCUUCGCCGUGGGCAGGUCUUCACCGUGACGCUCUACUUCAACAAGACUCCCCAGGCUGGGGAGAGCCUGGCCUUCAUCGUAGAGACAGGGACGGCCCCGUCCGAGGCCCACCACACCCGGGCUGCGUUUGCCGUCUCCAGCGGCCUGGUGGGGGGCAGCUGGAGCGCCGCGCAAGGCUCCUGCCAGAGCAACUACGUGAACUUCUCCCUGGCCAGUCCAGCCACGGCGGCCAUCGGGCGCUACAAGCUGUACCUCCAGGUGACCAGCGGCAGCCAGGUGCAGGCCAGGUUCCUGGGGCAGUUCAUCAUGCUCUUCAACCCCUGGUGCACAGCGGACCUGGUCUACAUGGACAAUGAGGCGGAGAGGCAGGAAUACGUCCUGAAUGAAAACGGCAUCAUCUUUGUGGGCAACGCCCAGUAUAUCGAGGCGCGAGGCUGGUACUUUGGGCAGUGCCAAGAGAACAUCCUGAACCUGGCCCUCCUGCUUCUGGACCUGAGCCUCUACCACCGCCAGGACCCAGCGGGCGACACGUCUCGCAGGAGCGACCCGAGAUACGUGGCCCGAGUGGUCAGCUCCAUGGUCAACGCCAACGACAACGACAACGGGGUGCUGGAGGGCAAAUGGAACGAGUCGUUUGCUCACCACGAAAACCCCUCCCGCUGGGACAGCAGCGUGGCCAUCCUCCGGCAGUGGGUGAACAACCGCUACAGCGCCGUCAAGUAUGGCCAGUGCUGGGUCUUUGCCGGAGUGGCGGGCACAGUCCUGCGAAGCCUGGGCGUACCCACCCGCAUGAUCACCAACUUCAAUUCUGCUCACGACUCGGACAGGACCCUGAGUAUCGACAAGUACUAUGACCCCUCAGGCAAGAGCCUCAAGAUGGGCCAGGACUCCACCUGGGAUUACCAUGUCUGGAAUGAAUGUUGGUUCAUUCGGCGCGAUCUGGGCACAGCCUUCUGUGGCUGGCAGGUGGUAGAUUCCACCCCCCAAGAGAAAAGCCAAGGCCUCUACCAGUGUGGGCCCACCUCAGUCAUGGCCGUCAAGCAAGGAGAUGUCCGGCUGCAGUAUGACACGGCGUUCGUCUUCACUGAGGUGAAUGCCGAUAUCAACCGAUGGGUGGUCUAUCCAAACGGAAACCGGGUCCGAGUUUAUUGUGACACUUCGUCCAUUGGCACAGCCAUCAGCACCAAAGCCGUGGGCAGCAACCAGCGGGUGGACAUCACCAACAAUUACAAGUACCCAGAAGGCUCUGCAGAGGAAAGAAGUGUCUAUAAAAAGGCCUGUGCUGCCAUGUCUGGGGCCAGCCCCACAGCACGGCCUGCAAAUGCCCCCGGAGAAGAUCCCGCCUCCCCCGAGCUGAUUACACGCCCAGGAAUCUUUGGGAAAUUCAAGCUGGUUCAGCCCCCUGUGCUGGGCAAAGACAUCCGCCUGAUCCUCACCCUGGCCAAUCUGUCCACGGCGCCCAAGACAGUCACCGUGAACCUGAGCGUGUCGACUGUCCUCUACACCCGGGCGGCCGUCAAAGAGAUCCUGAAGGAGACGACCACUCUGGCCCUGGGCUCUCAAGAAGAGAAGCACCUUCCGCUGCGGAUCACCUACGGCCACUACGGUGGGUCCCUGACAGAUGACAAGAAGAUCCUGGUGACAGCCUUGUGUGACGUCUUGGAGGGAGUGAAGCUGUUGGUGGAGAAGGCCAUCACCUUGGAGAGUCCCAACAUCUCCAUUGCGGUCCCCCACGAUGUGGCCGUGAAUAAGCCGGCCACCGCAGAGAUCUCCUACAGCAACCCACUCCCGGAGCCUGUGGACGACUGCGUGCUGCUGGUGACCCUCAUGGGCCAGGUGGUCAAGAUCAAUGUGGCAGGGCUGGCGCCUGGGGAGCGAUCCCAGAUCUACUUCGAAUUCACGCCCCGCAGCGCAGGAGCCAUGCAGUUGCACGCGGACUUCUCCUGCAACAAGUUCCAGCACAUCAAGAGCUUCGCGCUCAUGACCGUGGCUGCCGCCGGGGGGGCCCCGUGAUGCCCGCCGAGGGGGGAGGGAGGCUGUCCUGGCCCGGCACUCCCAUUAAAGCCACUUGGCCAAGCAGAAGA
Hemicordylus capensis (graceful crag lizard) is the source of this 2775-nucleotide messenger RNA. Its product is annotated as protein-glutamine gamma-glutamyltransferase E-like. Gene Ontology annotation, molecular function: protein-glutamine gamma-glutamyltransferase activity. Gene Ontology annotation, biological process: peptide cross-linking. The transcript is spliced from 14 exons. The record is from RefSeq and is a predicted model, not a curated record. Lineage: Eukaryota; Metazoa; Chordata; Lepidosauria; Squamata; Cordylidae. Bases 599 to 2704 code for a protein of 701 amino acids.